Lycium ferocissimum is the source of this 2257-nucleotide messenger RNA. Its product is annotated as cytochrome c oxidase assembly protein COX11, mitochondrial-like. Gene Ontology annotation, molecular function: copper ion binding. Bases 175 to 990 code for a protein of 271 amino acids. NCBI's taxonomy places the organism in Eukaryota, Viridiplantae, Streptophyta, Magnoliopsida, Solanales, Solanaceae. Gene Ontology annotation, cellular component: mitochondrial inner membrane. The transcript is spliced from 7 exons. The record is from RefSeq and is a predicted model, not a curated record.
GUGGUCUGGUGUAUUGAACCUCCACGACUCCUUUUGUCUGCCAAAUAUACUCACAGUCCUCUCCUUUCAAUCUCUCUGCAUCUCCUUUUCCGGCAAACUCAUCGGCGAUCCGCCAAUUUGUGUUACGCUCUCGGAUGUGUGCUGAUUACCGGGUAGCUUCCAAUUCCACAGAAGAUGUCACUUUCCAGGCUUUCUGGAAGACUCAAUCUUUUCCUUUCUUUAAACAGGAAUCAUCAUUAUCCCCUUCCCACAUCCAGGAACCAGCUUGAAAUUGUAGUGUCAAAAGAUAGAAACCUUGGGGCACUUGACAUCAGAUAUGGACAACUCUUUGAUUUUGGAUGUCGAGGUUUCACGUCAAGGUGUGAUCUUAACAAGUCUGCAAUUGAUAACUGCAAAGGGUUGUCCCUUUUGAGAGGACAGAAUACAGCUAGGUCUUGGCAAAUGUUGAAUCUUCGUCAUCAUUAUGCAUCUCAGGCUACUACUGCAACGGAGAAGAAAUCAAAGAAGAUGCUCUAUUACUUGACGGGUUUGGUAUUUGCUAUGGUAGGGGCUAGUUAUGCUGCAGUUCCUCUGUACAGGAGAUUCUGUCAAGCCACAGGAUAUGGAGGUACAGUUCAACGUCGUGAGAGUGUUGAAGAAAAGAUUGCGCGGCAUGCAAAAGAUGGAAGAGUUGCUUCUAGGGAGAUUGCUGUACAAUUCAAUGCUGAUGUAGCGGAUGGAAUGCCUUGGAAGUUUAUUCCAACACAGCGAGAGGUAAAGGUAAAACCAGGGGAGAGCGCUCUUGCUUUUUACACUGCUGAAAAUCGAAGCUCGGCUCCCAUUACAGGCGUAUCAACAUACAACGUAACCCCCAUGAAGUACCUAGGAACACUGUUUCAACUAGUCCUUCUUUUGAAUUACAAGAGACAAGUAAGAGCUGUCGAUCCGAAAUGGGGUUGCCCAUUCAAGGGACAUUGUCAUCUCCUACUAGUGGCCCCAAAACAGAGAUGAUUAAUGUGAGAUACAACUUGCAAUUUCUUCUUCCACAAGUGAAAGUUUCUCAUCCUUGUAUUCUUGAACUUCAUGUAGAUGUGUUAUAUGAUGAAAGACCUAGAUCAUUAAGCUGGAGUGUAGUGCUCAGGAGAAAUGUGCAGGAUUGGGAGAUGGGGAGUCUGCUUGAACUACUUACUAAUGUGGAGAAAUAUAAUAUGAAUGACACAUGUGCUAAUACAUUGUUAUGGGGAACAAAUAACUCUUUCACUGUGAAAGAUUGUUAUCAUCAUAUAUGCUGCCAGAAUCAGAUCACUGAGCUUUGGCCCUGGAAACUUAUUUGGAAGACCAAAAUGCCUACCAAGAUCAUCUGCUUUUGUUGGAUUGCCGUCCAGGAAGCAUGGUUAACAAUAGAUAAUCUGAACAAAAAAGGCCUCGAACUGGAAGAUAAGUGCUAUAUGUGUCAAAAUAGCCCAGAAACAGUCAAUCACCUGCUCCUUCACUGUGCAGUGGCAAAGGACCUAUGGAAUAUGUUCUGCUGUAUUUUUGGCUUACAAUGGGUCAUGCCACAAAAUGUGAAAGAGGCUUAAGCAGGCUGGAAUUCAUGGAGAGUUGAUAAGUCCAUCAAGAAAGUCUGGGUGAUGAUCCCUGGAGUUAUUUUUUGGAGUUUAUGGACUGAAAGGAACCGUAGAUGUUUUGAUGGGAUUUCAACUCCAAACCACUCUCUUGAAGCUAGUUGUCUAUUUCUUCUGUUCAGUUGGGUUAAUCUAACCCCUGUAUUUAGCACUGAACAAUUUUUGGACUUUUUUAGGUCUCUAGUGCUAGUAUGACGUAUUGUAAAGAAGCUAACAACUAUUGCUUGUGCACUCUGUGAGCCCUUUUGUUUCUCUUGUAAUUCUGCAUCUACUUGAUGCCUAUCUAUGAAACACCUUACUUCAUCAAAAAAAAGACCUAGAUCAUUAAGGCAUGUACAUUUCUUUUACCUUACUCCUAAGUCUAGGUUUUAGUCUCACGAUAUCACUUUUUUCAGUCAGUAUAUGGUAUUGAAAUCCUUUCGGUGUUGGUUGCAUGUCUUGGAGGAACAUAGUCACCGUCUUUUCUGUAUUUUCAUUUUAAUCGCCUACUCGUUGUGUACAAAAUGAAGCUAUUUAAAAAGUAAUUUUUUUUCCUUUAAUCUAGUUGCUUCCACUAAACAUUGGCAUAUGCUUGUUUGCUUCGAUAAGUGUGUGCGGAAGUAUUAUGUAUCCAUUUUGGGCAGUUGCAUCGAAGUUUCUAAUGCGAAACAAAA